This is a messenger RNA of Limulus polyphemus (Atlantic horseshoe crab), 642 nucleotides long. Its product is annotated as alpha-2-macroglobulin-like protein 1. The annotation marks the transcript as partial. The record is from RefSeq and is a predicted model, not a curated record. NCBI's taxonomy places the organism in Eukaryota, Metazoa, Arthropoda, Merostomata, Xiphosura, Limulidae. The transcript has 6 exons.
GUUUUAAGAUGUUGUAUUUUAAAACAGGUUGGUCUUAAAUUUGGAGAGGAGAAAGUACUUCCUGGUGCUUCUUCAACACUACAGCUAACAGCAAGUCCUUAUUCUAUCUGUGGAAUUGGAGCUGUUGACAAAAGCGUUCACAUAUUAAGUUCAGACAAUCGUAUAACUGAAGAGGAGGUUUUCAACAAACUUGGAGGCCAUGAUUAUUAUUGGCCAAAACAGGCUACAUCACGCUACAAGUAUUGUGAGGAUUACAAAUUCAAACAAACUGAAGGUGAACAUGAGGGAUCCUUUUCAUCAGGUUUUACUUCGACUAAUUAUUUAGAUUCCAUCACUGCUUUUGAUGAAGCUGGCCUUGUAGUGAUCAGUGAUAUGGAACUGGAAACCCGUCCUUGUAAACCAUCAGAUUUUGGAUAUGUUGGAAUACCUUGUACUUAUUAUGAUGAUACGAGAUAUGGAGAUUUUGCUGCUCAUCGUAUUGGAGGAUUAGGAGCAGGAGGAUUUAGUAGUAAUAUUGGUGGUGGCAUAGGCAUAAGAAAGAAAACUAAUAAGCCAGUUGUAGAGAUAAGGACUUACUUUCCAGAAACAUGGCUCUGGGAACUACAGAAUAUUGGAGUCACUGGAGAACUAAAGUUAUUGUAA